Drosophila biarmipes is the source of this 1321-nucleotide messenger RNA. RefSeq names its product serine protease easter. NCBI's taxonomy places the organism in Eukaryota, Metazoa, Arthropoda, Insecta, Diptera, Drosophilidae. Gene Ontology annotation, biological process: proteolysis. Gene Ontology annotation, molecular function: serine-type endopeptidase activity. The transcript is spliced from 2 exons. The record is from RefSeq and is a predicted model, not a curated record. The coding region runs from base 43 to 1122 and encodes 359 amino acids.
AUCAGUUCAGAAAACCCAUUGCGCUGAUUCAGACCCAAAGCUAUGGUGCUCCGAUCUUCUAUUGCAUUGUACCUCUGCGGAGUGUUAUUAUCCAGAUGCUGGGCGAAGCCCAAGCUGCACUUCGGCAGCUGUCGAGGAUCGGGCCAGUGCCGCCUCGCUGAGGACUGCCUGGCGGAGCCGGGUUUUGUCCAAUCCGAGGACUCCUCCGAGUGCUUCAACACGGUCUGCUGCGUAAGGCGCCAGACGGAGUACUCGCAGUCGGUUGAGAACUACUGCCGCCACGACCUGAAGCCGCACAUUUCGAAUGGCGAGGUCACCAAGGUCCGGGAGUUCCCUUGGAUGGCCAUGUUGCUGUACGGCCACAUGCUGGAGCCCAAGUGCGGCGGCUCCCUGGUGAGCCACAGGUGGGUCCUGACCGCCGCCCAUUGUGUGCCGCGGCAUGACUACGACAAGCAACUGCGUCUCGUUCGCCUGGGGGUGUGGGAUGUGCGGCAGGCGGGGGACUGCCAGGGGCUGGCGGACUGCGCACCGCCUCCCCAGGACUUUCCCAUUGCGAGGAGCAUAGUUCACGAGCUGUACCGACCCGCCGAGUCGACGGGCACCAGCCUGGAGAAGCACACCCACGACAUUGCCCUGCUGCUGCUCACCCGGAACGUCACCUACUCGGAGUUCGUGCAGCCCAUCUGCCUGCCCUCGCUGAGCAGUCCCGCGCGCGGGGAUGGCUAUGUGGACUACAGCCUGACCAUCGCCGGAUGGGGUCGCACCAGCGAACUGACCCCGGACACCAGUCCUGUGAAGAUCAAGGCCCGGGUAAGUGGCUGGUCGCGGGACAGAUGCAAGAAGCUCUACAAGGACGUGGGAGAGGGCCAGAUGUGCGCCGGCGGCGGUGCCUCCAGGAAGGGCAGCUGCUUCGGCGACUCCGGCGGCCCGGUGAUGGACGGCAAACGGCUGGUGGGCAUCGUCUCGCUGGGCGAGUCCAGGUGCGGGUCCGACCGGGGACCCAUGGUCGUCACGCGGGUGGAGUCCUACGUCGCCUGGCUGGAGCACCACCUGCUGGCGCCCCCCACGAAGACCAAGCCCGCACAACUUUUCAACACUUUCAUUAGGAAAGUUUUCAGCUAGUGUGUGGGAUUGGAAAGUCUUUGCAACAAAUCAAAAUCUGUGCCAACACAUGGGUCUCUUAGUACUUCUUUAUUAGUACUUAUUAGUACUUCUUACAAUUUUUUUAUAAAUGUAUUCUUAAUUUUUUAAAACUUUAGCCAAUUUUAAAUAAUAAAUGUAAUCAAUUAACCGAUAAAUUGUAUAAUUGCACCGCAAACAA